AAUGUCUCACAUAUGUUAUUGUUUUUUGUGCAGUGCGUAUUGGUGUCAUGUUAACUAUUAAUCAUAGUGAUUGAGCAAUUGAAAUCAAAAUAAAAAAAUAUCGAAUAUAAAAAGUAAAGCAUUUGAAAGGCUAAACACAGUUCUCAGUUGUGGUGUAAACACACUUACGGUUGUUCCAGCUUUUAGCGUGGAAAAUUAUGGAUGUUUUUCAGAACAUGUUUGCUGAACGCGGCUGGUCUGACGAGUGUGAUAAAUUGCCAAAUAAGACAACUAUUUUCACCACUGAUUUCAAUGGUAUACCGGAAACACUGGUUUUGAACGUUAUAUCAUGGCUGUUGUUGAUUGGAUUAUUUACCGCCUUGCGUCAUCAGGCCGGUGACUAUGGCCGCUUGGCGCUUGUCAACAGCAAUGGUAGCAAGAAACGUUGGACUGAAGUAUUCUAUUCGCGCGCAAGUAUGGUUGAUCCACCCCAGACGCAAGCAUCCACCAGUCGUAUGCAAAAUGGCGCUGAAGAAGGUCGUGGCAGUCUAACAUCGAGCACAGCCGAGUCCCAACUAUCGCCCAUACAUUCUGACCAAGGAAUUUUCGCUUGGAUUAGAAUAACAUGGAAAUUACGCAAGGAACAAAUAUUAUUGCAUACUGGCCCCGAUGCCGUACAUUAUCUUUCAUUUCAACAACACCUCAUGAUAGUAAUGGCAAUAGUAACGUUGGUUUCGCUAAUUAUCAUAUUACCUGUAAAUUUAUUUAGUGGAUAUACUAACGGCAGAUCCGAUCUUAAUGAAUUUGGGCAUACAACUAUGGAAAAUGUACCAUAUGAAUCACCGUGGCAAUGGGUACACGUUAUCGUCACUAUUAUGUAUGCACCACUGAUCGUGCUAGUUAUGCGACGCUCUUCCGGUCGAAACGCCUUCAAAACAGCAUCCACACGCACCAUUAUGAUAUCCAAUAUUUCUGCGAGUGAUCGUAAUAAAACAGUUAUUCGUCACUACAUACAAGAGUUGUUUCCUGAUGUUAAUAUUGAAGACGUGCAAAUUGCUUAUAACAUAUCUAAGUUGGCAGUGCGUAAUGCGGAAUAUGAAAAGAUAUUAGAUGCACGAAUCUUCUGUGAACACCAUCGUGAUCGAGAUACAUUACAAGUGCAACCGAAUUUGUGUUCCUGCGCUAAAGAAAACGCUUUCGCUUACUAUCAACGGGAAGAGCAAAAGCUGGCUGGAGACGUUGCACGUUUGCGUGCAGCUGCACUUAAUGAACCACUAGGCAUAGCCUUUAUAACUGUUUCUACUGUGCAUGAGGCACAAAACAUUGUCAGUCAUUUUACACCUGGUACCUACAGAAAGUGGAAUUUGGAAUUCGCGCCUUCGCCAGACGAUUUAUUUUGGGAGCAUUUGAAUGUCAGCAAAAGCAAUUGGUACUUCAAAUGGGGAAUUGUAAACAUCAUCCUCUUUUUGGCGCUAUUCUUUCUCACAACUCCAGCCAUUGUGCUCAAUUUUCUAAAUACAUACGCUUUGGCUAAAGGUAAUUUCUACAGGAUUUCGCCACUGGUAUCAGAGUUUUUGCCAACGUUGCUACUGUGGACACUAGCGGCCCUGAUGCCUGUGAUCGUUGCCUUUUCCGAUAAGUGGUUGGCUCAUUAUACACGUUCCCUACAGAAUUACUCUAUUAUGAUUAAAUGUUUUUGUUACUUGCUCUUAAUGAUCCUCAUUUUACCCUCAUUGGGGCUAACAUCAGCACAAAAAUUAAUCGAAUGGUCAAUUAGCAACGACACUAUACGCUGGCAUUGUGUUUUUAUGCCGGAUCGGAGUUCGUUCUAUGUAAACUAUGUGAUCACAGCUGCUUUUAUUGGUACUGCUUUGGAGUUGUUGCGCUUCCCAGAGCUCAUCGUUUAUAUUUGGAUGUUGUGUACGGCAAAGUCGAAAGCUGAAACACCUUACAUACGCAAAUCUAUAUUAAUCGAGUUUCCGUUUGGCAUUCACUAUGCCUGGACUGUACUAGUGUUCACUAUUUCUAUCGUUUACAGUGUGUCUUGCCCUCUAAUAAUGCCUUUUGCAAUGAUAUAUAUCUGUUUUAAACAUUUUGUGGAUCGUCACAAUUUGUAUUUUGCUUAUGGACCUUCAAAUAUGAUAUCAAGAAGUGGUGGAAAAAUCCAUUCAACUGCUGUCACCAUGACCAAAUCUUCUAUUAUUAUUCUGCUCUUGGUAAUGGCGAUGAUUUCAGUGCUCCGGGAAAGAGGCAAUGCACGUUCUAUUAUACUUCUUAUAACGUUAGUACUAACAUUGACAUUAUUUACCUUCAUGUCGCCUAUAAAACGCUGUGCAUCUUUACCUCGGCCCAAUGUUGUAGAGAUGGCCGGCCCUGCACCGGUGUACGUACCUGAGGUUUUGCGACCGCGUGCUACUGUUGCGUCGACGACGACGCACAAUCAUGCCUCGACAAAUGGUGGCGGUAUCACCGGUUAUGGUUCGGAUAGUGUUUCUGAUUUUGAUAUUAGCUCACAAUGUAGUGUUAAUAGCGUGGAUGCUUAAUGGGAAACUCAGAUUUAAAUUGAGCGAUUAGAUAGGAACGAAGAUAAAAUAAAUAAAAAAAUAUAGAACAACUUUACAAAAAGAAAUUCGUAUCAAAUGAUAUAUUCGGUUUAAUGAUCAUUCUUAAAUCCAAUAAGCAAAUCAUUGGCUACAUUUAGCUCGUGGUGUUUAUUUUUAAUUUUACCGCAGCAGUAAAAAGAGUUUCAAAGAAAUUAUUUUAAACUGGACGACAGAAAUACAAAUUUUUGAUAAAUUAAUUAACUAUUUCCAUUGCCGGUUCUACAUUAGAUUUCUACAUUAAUCUUUAUUUUCUAGUACUAGCAAAAGCCGUCCCAAUUAAGCCCUAACCUGGCCAUAAUAUAAACUUCUUUAAAUAGCCCCCUGAACCUUGCGAUAACAUCGGUGACAACAAUUAACUGACGCACUAAUAAAGUCGGGUUUAAGCAAUGUGACUAAAACAACAACAAUAACAUCUUUAGCUGAUGUUAAGUAUUAAGAGAAAUAGGUUCCUUAGUCUUAUAAAAAAACGUGUAUGAUUAGAAAUCGUCAUGAAACAUAUGACGAACAUAAUACGUUCCCACGACAGUCGGUUCUGCGCUACCGUUCCAGAUAAAAACGGUCAAUCUAACAGCAUUCCCAAACGUUUCUGGAAAAUGAUAAUGUUGUUACUACAACAUAAUACGAAUUCACUGACCGUAUAAAACCCUUUUU
This is a messenger RNA of Anastrepha ludens (Mexican fruit fly), 3233 nucleotides long. RefSeq names its product calcium permeable stress-gated cation channel 1 (gene Tmem63). The transcript has 3 exons. The coding region runs from base 198 to 2522 and encodes 774 amino acids. Gene Ontology annotation, cellular component: plasma membrane. The record is from RefSeq and is a predicted model, not a curated record. Gene Ontology annotation, molecular function: calcium-activated cation channel activity. Lineage: Eukaryota; Metazoa; Arthropoda; Insecta; Diptera; Tephritidae.